Rhineura floridana is the source of this 2985-nucleotide messenger RNA. RefSeq names its product cGMP-dependent protein kinase 1-like. The coding region runs from base 384 to 2681 and encodes 765 amino acids. NCBI's taxonomy places the organism in Eukaryota, Metazoa, Chordata, Lepidosauria, Squamata, Rhineuridae. The transcript is spliced from 22 exons. Gene Ontology annotation, molecular function: ATP binding; cGMP-dependent protein kinase activity. The record is from RefSeq and is a predicted model, not a curated record. Gene Ontology annotation, biological process: protein phosphorylation.
CUCUUCACAACUUCUAUGGCAGGCGGUGGAGAUGCAGAAGCUUUGGGCUUUGGAAGAGCAGGCCGUCCCUUGGGCGGGAUCAGACCUUUCUCCAGGGUCCAAGCCCUGUUGUCCAGCCCAUCCGAUUCUGCCCCUGUCAGAGGCCUUUUCCCCUCUCUUCCCUCUCCCCUGUCCUGGAAGCUGUAAAGAACCCACUGUCAUGCCUUGGACUUUACGGCACAGGGCAAAGCUGGGCGUCUGAAGCACUCGGAAGCCUUUUCGCAUGCGUCCCCUGAUGCAUAGAAGUGCUGCAUAUCCAUGGGUAUGUGCACGGCGUGAUUUGGGUGGAAAGUCUGCCAGGAACUUCCCUCUACAACUAAAACCAGGUCUUUGCUCUGGAAUCCAUGAACGUGGAGCAGCUUGGAGCAAGGGGCUUGCUGCGUUUGUCCACAAGCAUUCUGAGCAAGUGGGCAGGCCUGUCCCCCCAACCACGGUGUGGAAAUCUCUGCUCAGUUCCAAGGCCCACAGAGGAGGCGACUCACUCAUCAGCCCAGCAGGCAGCCCCAAGAAAAACUGAUUUGCCACCUGCUGAACUGCUGAGGAAGGAAAUGGACCUUCGGCUGCGUGAUCUGCGCCUGCAGGAGGAAAAGGAGUUUCUGGAGAGCAUGGCACUGCCCGAGGAUGCAGCUGAGACUCCAGAGCACGGCAGGGUCCCCGCAGGUGAGAAUGCUCUGGAACAGUCCCCAGUGGAGGAUGCCCGGAGGGGCAGCCGAGGCCAAGCCAUAGUCCCUGAGCCCCUGAAUGCUGAUGGCAACUGGCAGAUGCCUCUCGUCCCGAAGUCCCCCAGGGAUGCCAGCUUAAUCCUAGAAGCGGUGAAACGCAAUGAAUUCCUGCGGUGCCUGGGCGAUGGGCAGAGCCAGCCGCUGGUGGAGAGCUUCACCCCAGAGCAGCACCAACCUGGCGACACCGUUGUGGCGGAGGGGGCCGAGGGGCAGACCUUGUACAUUGUGGCUGAGGGGGAGCUGAACGUGACACAGAAAGGACGCCAACUGCGCCUCCUGCUCCCAGGGGAUGUGUUUGGGGAGCUGGCUGUACUAUACAACUGCCAGCGAACUGCCACGGUCACAGCACUCACCCCGGUGCAGCUGUGGGCCAUCGACCGGCAAACGUACCGGACCAUCAUCACUGAGAAUGCCAAGCGGAAGCGGGCUGAGGUGCUCGCAGGCCUGCGAAGGGUGAAGCCUCUACAAGGCCUGUCAGAUGCUGCCCUUUCACAGCUGCUGGACUCUGCAGAGGAGCGCACCUUCGCCAACAGUGAAGUCAUCAUCCAGGAAGGAGAUGAGGGCAGAACCUUUUUCUUCAUCCUCAGUGGGCAGGUGGAGGUGACCAGGAGUGUGGAGGGGCAGGAGGAGCACAUCCGAGUGCUGAAGGCCGGGGACCACUUUGGGGAGCUCUCCCUCAUCCGAAACAUCCGCCGGACAGCCAGUUGCCGGGCCCUGGAAGAGGUCACCUGCGUUGCAGUAGCCAAGGAAGACUUCCAGGAACUGAGCCCAAUGUGUACCCACGAGCCGGAAGUGAUGGCACAGGAGGCUUCCCCUCUCUCUGAGCCGAGACGGGUGUUGUUCCUCGAGGGGGCCCCAACCCCACUGCAGCUCCAGGAUCUUCUGCCUGUUUUCUAUGAGGACGGGGAGCAGCGAGGGAAGCCAGUGGUUCUGGGCACUGGUGGCUUUGGCACUGUGGAGCUGGUCCGCUGUGUGGACGAGGGCCAGGACCACUUCUUUGCCCUCAAGCGGCUGCGGAAGGACCACGUGGUGCAGAAGCGCCAGCAGGAACACGUCCUGAUGGAGAAGAAGGUCCUCCGGCAGAGCCGCAGCCCCUUCAUCGUCAGGCUCUUUGCCACCUUCCGGGACAGCCGCCACGUCUACCUGCUGCUGGAGUUCUGCCAAGGGGGCGAGCUCUGGGCCAAGCUGCGCGAGGUCCGCUGCUUCUCGGAGCCUGUGGCCAUCUUCUGCUCCGCUUGUGUGGUCGAGGCCCUGGACUACCUGCACGCCCAGGGGAUCGUCUACCGUGACCUGAAGCCUGAGAACCUGAUGCUGGACGCCCAGGGCUACGUCAAGCUGGUCGACUUUGGUUUUGCCAAGGCCUUGAGGCGUGGGGAGAAGACCUACUCCUUCUGUGGGACCCCCGAGUACUUGGCUCCCGAGAUCCUGCGCCAUGAAGGACACGACUUUGCUGUGGACUUUUGGACGCUUGGUGUGCUCGUCUUCGAGAUGCUUGUAGGACGACCCCCGUUCCACAGUGCUGAACCUCAGAAGAUUUACAGCAGGAUUAUGGACGGCGUCUUCUCUUUCCCGGUCUUUGUGAGCGAGGCGGCCUGCUCCCUUGUGGCCAAGCUUUGCAGGCGCCGACCAGGGCAGCGACUGGGCAACACCAGCAGUGGUUUCCGUGGCAUCCGGAAACACAGGGCCCCCCCUACGUCAACUUCAGGCGGUUCUCUGUUUCAUGGCUGCUGCCCGAGGAGGAGUUUUCCGGCUGGGAUGAAGACUUCUGAACCCCUGGAACUUGGCAGGGUGGGGUGGGGAGGGGAGGGCAGGGUGGCCUGCCUGCGAUCUGCUCCCAACCUACGCCAAGGACUGGAACCAGAACUGAGAGACCGCAGGAGCCCCGGCAGCCCCUCCCUUCCCCAACCAGAAGCUCCUUAGGAGGGGGGGUGCAGCCUGGUUGCUCCUCUGCCUCUCCCCUCCCCCUCCACUGCCCCCUCCUCUGCCCCACCCCGGCCGGCCUUCUCUGGGAGCUGACAGUCGCUGUGGGUAAAUUCACUGUGAAAGGGGGAAGUCCCCCAGUCCUGUGUUGUGCUGCUCAAUGUGGGGAAUAAACUGACUUCAGGGGAUGGCAUGGGCCUCCUUCCUCUGUGGUUUGGCCAUGGGGUGGUGGUGGCGGUGGCGGCUGGAGUUCCUGCUUCCCCCUGACUCUCCAUCUAAGGCCCAGACCCUCUGGCCUUCCAGC